Molecule: messenger RNA, 2466 nt
Organism: Nothobranchius furzeri (turquoise killifish)
Lineage: Eukaryota; Metazoa; Chordata; Actinopteri; Cyprinodontiformes; Nothobranchiidae
Product: fibroblast growth factor 10
Biological process (GO): positive regulation of epithelial cell proliferation; cell differentiation; positive regulation of epithelial cell migration
Cellular component (GO): cytoplasm
Molecular function (GO): chemoattractant activity; growth factor activity; type 2 fibroblast growth factor receptor binding
Source: RefSeq, a predicted model, not a curated record
GCUGUGGGGUUUAGUCUGGGAAGGGGUGGAGACAGAGAAAUGGGGAGAGAGAGAGUGCAUGAAGAGAGGUGGGACAGACCCCCGCUUCCCCUCUUCUUCACACACACACACACACACACACACACACACACACACACAUGCACACACACACACACACACACACACACACACACACACACACACACACACACACACACACACACACACACACACACACACACACACACACACACACACACAUUUACACUUGCACGCUCACGUAAAUGCACCCAGCUCUUCAAAGCCGACUGGUUUUAAUGGACAUCCAAUUAGACGGAGACAUCUGGGGAGCUGCUGCAGCAGAUAAAUAAGGUGAAAGGAAAAGACAAGAUUCAGUCACUCCAGCGAGACCUCUGAUAACUGGGGAGAGGACCGGUGAUAGAGGCAGAGGAAAAAGAGGGUGGGGGCCAAAGGAAAAGGAGCCACACACACACAGACACACUCACACACAGGAGGAAAGAGGAGAGGCAACGCACUGCUCCAGCAUUCAGACUCUGAGAGGCAAGGACAGAGGACAGAUGAGAUCAGCUCAGUGACAGGGCACAACGAGAGAGGGGAGAAAGACGAGACCUGGGGGGCUCGAUUACACUCUCAAGUAACUUCAAGCUGCCUGGCACACAACACGAGGAACAAAAGAAGACAGAAGAGAAGGAAAUCUGGAUUCUGUCUUUUUUAUGACUUGCAUUCCUUGGAUUUGUUUGGACAUUUCACCAGAAGCAUCCCUUCUCGUUCCUUUUGGCUUUUUGCUGCUUAUUCUUUUUUCUGUAUUAAGCACUUUGGCAUGGUUUCCUUUUUUGGACACAGAUUGAAUGUGUGUGUGUGAAGUUUGUGUCAUGUUUGAAUGAAGUGUGAAGGAUUCGGAGUGUCUUUGAGUAAGGACGAGGUCCUCGGUAGUUCUUGCUGAGCGAUAAUCUGAGUUAUGGAUGUUGAUGCAUUCCUGUGGUGCUUCUGAGGAGUAACGAUCUCAAAAGACAGCAGAAAAGUUUGAGUUUUUCCACGUCUCUGUUCAUGGAACCGUAAAUCUGCUCCUGAAAGUCCUGCUCCGAUCUGCUGUGGUCACAUCGUCUUCACCUUAGUUGUCCCACAGGUCUGAACACCUACGGUCCCAGUGAGGUUGUGGGUUCCCAGAAGGUGGAGGUUUUGUGGGUCAGGGGGAAGUUUCUCCCACUCUCCUUCCUCUUCCCUGCACCCAGCUCAGCAUGCCCCAGCCCCUGAGCACCUCCACAGCUCUGCUAGCUCCACUACCAUGUGUAGAUGGACAGUGACACAAGGUGCACCGGUCGCCUGGUUCUCCUCCUUCCCCUGCAGCAGACCUCCCUCACUCUUCUUCUCCCUCAUCUUCCUCCUCCUGCUCCUCAUUUUCAAACCUUCCUCGCCCUCCCCUGUCUCAUCAGUGGACAUCGUAAGGGACCAUGCACCAGAGGGGGCCUCUCACCUCUCUGUCUCACCAUCUUCAUCCCCGGCGCCGCUCCGCGCAUCCUCUGCAAGGUUGCCACGAGCGACCAAUGAGUCAUCGUCAUCUGCAACGAUGGUGGGGCGCCACGCGCGAAGCAGCUAUGGACAUCUGCAAGGAGACGUGCGCAGGAGGCAGCUGUUCUCCUAUCACAAAUUUUUCCUUCGCAUUGGCCAGGACGGGAAGGUCAAUGGCACCAAGAAUGGAGAGGAUCCAUACAGUUUUCUGGAGAUCAGAUCAGUGGAUGUGGGAGUGGUGGCCAUCAGGGGCUUCACCAGCAAUCACUACCUGGCCAUCAGGGAGAACGGCGUCCUGUAUGGAGCGAAGGAAUUUGGUCCUGACUGUCGUCUAAACGAGCGAAUCGAGGAGAACAAGUACAACACCUACUCUUCAGCUAAGUGGAAGGUCAAAAACCGCAGGCGCAUGUUUGUGGGACUGAACGCCAAAGGAAAGCCAAUGAAGGGAAAGAAGACACGGAGGAAAAACACAGUCACUCACUUCCUCCCCAUGGUGUUGAAGUAACAAUGAUGGGACGCAUCAACCACAGGGGAUGUCAGUGAUGGAUACAUGGGACGGAUCUGAAACCGAUCUGUAAAAUGCACUGAGGAGGCUAAGAAAUUAAAUCUAUAGACUUUUAACUACUUUUGGAUUUAGACAUUUGUAUUUUAAAGAAAAAUAUAUCAGUAUAAAAUGUAUAUAUUUUCUGUUCUAAGUUAUAAAGUUAACUGGCACAGUAAAACACAAAAAGGGAAACAACUUCUGUGCCAAAAUGUGACCUAGUAGCUCACAUUUCGAUAUGUGUGAAGUGCAUGAGCAAGGAGAUCAAAAGAACAUGGACAAAAGCAUUUAAGAGAAGAGAGGAAAGUGGACGAAUGUCAUCAGAAAACUGAGAGAAGGGGGUGAAAAAGUACAAGUGAGUAAAAACUGUAAUAAAAGAACAUAGUUUAAUAAAGAAAGCACCAACACAAAUCUAA